CAAGACGACCACGCCACCAGUUGCCGGAAGGUACGGAUUCCUAAACCAAGCGCAAAUUGCUGCUUUUCAGCCCAUCUCAUCUCGAUCGACACCAAGAAAGCAAGAAAGCGGGGGGAGAGAGAGAAAAGAGGCAGGCAAUGGAUAACAGCUGCACGAUGCUGUGGGAGAUCAUAGGCCCUGGUGUGUCUGGAGCGGUUUUCGCCGCGGGGUGGUGGUUCUGGGUUGACGCCGUCGUUUGUAGCGCCGUGAAGGUGUCCUUCCUCCAUUAUCUUCCUGGAAUUUUCGCAUCUCUUUCGGCUGUCAUGUUCAAUUCUGUCCGGAAAGAGGAUAUCUCUUACGACUACUAUUCCCCCUAUGGGGAUUCCGAGUGGAGGUUGAAGCUUUGGCUUUUUGUGGCUUAUGUCGUAUCCUUUGCUUCCUUAGCAGCAGGUGUGGGUUUGUUGGUGCAAGAUGCGCUCACUGACAAAGGUCCUUCUGCGUGGACUGGUGUUGCUGGUGUUCUACAGUGUGUCUUUGUUCUAAUCAGCGGAUUGAUCUACUGGACCUGUCAUUCUGAUGAUUGAACUUGGCUUUCUUGGGGAAAUGGUAAGUUUAACUGACGCUAUAACUUGGUUACUGAGCGGGGUUGAAGUUAUACAUAUUUUAUAGUGUAGAUUUCCUCUUACUUUUACAAUCGGCUGCUACCAACUUUACUACCUACUGUACAAGGAGUACAUUAUCCCAUGAACCUUAAUGUGUGGCCAUCUUUAAUGGAGGAAAAAGAAAAAUAUAUAAGAUUUGGGUUGAUAUUUGAGAAAUUGCUUUCCAAUGCUCUUUUUUGCUGUAUAAAUGUUCCAAUAUUUACUUCAGUA
Molecule: messenger RNA, 851 nt
Organism: Dendrobium catenatum
Lineage: Eukaryota; Viridiplantae; Streptophyta; Magnoliopsida; Asparagales; Orchidaceae
Product: transmembrane protein 50 homolog
Exons: 4
Coding region: 138-563 (141 amino acids)
Biological process (GO): protein targeting to vacuole; late endosome to vacuole transport via multivesicular body sorting pathway
Source: RefSeq, a predicted model, not a curated record